Psammomys obesus (fat sand rat) is the source of this 3477-nucleotide messenger RNA. RefSeq names its product SH3 domain containing ring finger 2 (gene Sh3rf2). Gene Ontology annotation, cellular component: nucleoplasm. The coding region runs from base 97 to 2301 and encodes 734 amino acids. Gene Ontology annotation, biological process: positive regulation of proteasomal ubiquitin-dependent protein catabolic process; protein ubiquitination; negative regulation of apoptotic process. The record is from RefSeq and is a predicted model, not a curated record. Lineage: Eukaryota; Metazoa; Chordata; Mammalia; Rodentia; Muridae. The transcript has 9 exons. Gene Ontology annotation, molecular function: ubiquitin protein ligase activity; protein phosphatase 1 binding.
UGAUGCUCCCCAAAGACUGGCUCUACCCCCUCGGCUCGACUGCCCCUACAAUGUGGCUCCUGCUUCUCCAGGUCGGGACCGGGGUUUUAAAAUAAAAUGGAUGAUUUGACGUUACUUGAUCUCCUGGAGUGCCCUGUGUGCUUUGAAAAGCUCGAUGUCACAGCCAAGGUCCUCCCCUGCCAGCACACCUUCUGCAAACCAUGUCUCCAGAGGAUUUUCAAGGCCCACAAGGAGCUGAGGUGCCCGGAAUGCAGGACCCUGGUGCUCUGCAGCAUCGAGGCGCUGCCAGCCAACCUGUUGCUGGUGCGUCUGCUGGACGGUGUGCGCUCUGGACAGAGCUCGUGGAGAGGGGGCUCCUUUCGCAGGCCUGGGAUCCUGACCUUGCAGGACAACAGAAAAGCCAAGAGCAGCCCUCGAAGUCUGCAGGCCAGCCCUUUCCGGCUGGUGCCCAGCGUCCGGAUCCACAUGGAUGGGGUACCUCGAGCCAAGGCCUUGUGCAACUACAGAGGGAAGAAUCCUGGUGACCUGAAGUUUAAUAAAGGAGAUGUCAUUCUCCUUCGGAGACAGCUUGACGAGAACUGGUACCAGGGGGAGAUCAAUGGGGUCAGUGGGGUCUUCCCAGCCAGCUCUGUUGAAGUCAUCAAGCAACUGCCCCAGCCACCCCCGCUCUGCAGGGCCCUCUACAACUUUGACCUUCGAGACAAGAAUAAGAGUGAGAAGCAGGACUGCUUGACCUUCCUCAAGGAUGACAUCAUCACAGUGACCAGCAGAGUGGAUGAGAACUGGGCAGAAGGAAAGCUGAGAGAUAGAGUAGGCAUCUUCCCCAUCUUGUUCGUGGAGCCGAACCUCACAGCAAGACACCUCCUAGAGAAGAACAAAGGGCAUCAGUUAUCACGCACCAAAAACCUGUCCCUAAUGUCUUCACCAUCCAGAGGCAAAGCAACCAACACAUCCAGCCUCCGAAAGAGCCCAGGGUCCAGGAGGAAGGGGUCUGGGCAAUCCAUCACAACAACUUUGAACACACUCAACCGCGUGGUCCAUUCUCCUGAAGGUCACCCGAUGAGGGAAGCCAGCACCCCGGUGCUCAUCAGCUCCAGCAGUCCCUCUGUGUUCACACAGCAUGGGGACAAGGCAGACUUCCCUGCCAGCCCUACAGGACAGGUCAGCACUUCUCACCUUGUGCCUGCCUCCCCAGGACAUUCCACAGCCGUGAUCAGCAUGCCCAGCUCCCAGCAACACCUCUCUUCCAACAUGUUUGUAGCCCUGCACUCUUACUCAGCCCACGGACCUGAUGAGCUGGACCUGCAGAAGGGAGAAGGCAUCAGGGUUCUGGGAAAGUACCAAGAUGGCUGGUUGAAGGGUCUCUCCUUAGUCACAGGGCGAACUGGCCUCUUUCCAAGCAACUAUGUCAUCCCUGUUUUCAGUUCAACAAGAAAGACAUCUAGUUUUCCAGAUUUCCGGAGCCCCACUCUCCUCCCCUCAUGGGCGUUAUCCACCUCCUCUGUGUCCUCCCAGGGUAGCCUUUCAGAAGGUAAUCCCCAGCAAAGCCAACCCUUCAAAUCUGUCUUUGUGCCCACUGCCGUAGUGAAGCCUGAGAGGAGCACACCUAGCCCAGGAACUUCGGGACAAGGGUCUCUUCGGAAAGGGCGGAGCAGCGUGAGAAAAAAUGGAUCCCUGCAGAGACCAGUCCAGUCUGGGAUCCCGGCUUUCAUGGUGGGCCCCCUCAGGUGCAGUUCCACCAUGGUGAUCCAGCCUCAGAAGUUCCAGUUGGGUCAGCCACAGGAGAUGACCCCUGCCCUAACGCCAAUGACGGUGGACAUUGGGCCUAAACCCAUUUCCACUGGGGAGCCUGCCCUGACCUGCAUCAACAAAGGUGCCAAGACCAGGGUCCACUCACCAGCCAGUUCUGUCAUCAUGGAAGGCAAAGAAAUAUCCAUCAAGAGUGAGCCACCAGUCAAGCCGCCUGCAUCUGCCCCACCCUCCAUCCUAGUGAAACCAGAAAAUUCAAAAAAUGGAACUGAAAAGCAAGUCAAAACGGUGAGAUUUCAGAAUUACAGCCCUCCUCCCAGCAAACAUUAUGCCUCCCAAGCCACCUCUAGAAAGCUGGAACAGCCAGCCACCUUGAAAGGGCCGCAGCCUGAAGCGCCCCCGUCUGCAGCAGGGAUGACCGUUCUAUUUGCCCACCGAAGUGGCUCUCACUCUGGACAACAGACAGACCUUCGGAGGAAGUCAGCUUUUGGCAAGACCCUGACCUCAGCGCCCACUGCUGCAGCCACACAGACCGUGCUUCCCAGUAAAUGACUCUUCAAGUGGCUUUUCUUAAGACACAAGAGGUGAAUGGCAUGUAAAUACAGUCUGCCUCCACUACACACAUCCUGCUGUUCCUUGAUCUCCCGUUUGAAACCCACAGGAAUGAGAAAGCAGGAGUUCCGAGGCUGGCCUUCUUUCUUUUAGCUCUGGCUGUCCUGGAACUCACUCUGCAGAGCAGGCUGCCCUUGAACUCAGAGAUUAGUGUGCACCACCACUGCCCAGAGCAUUUCUAAACUUAGUGAUUUAAUACAGCCAAGCCCACUGCUUGGGCCAAAGGAUGGGGAAGGUGUCAGUGGUGACCGCUCUUCCUCUGUGCUCAAUGUAUCCUCAGCCAGCCAGAGUAUGGCUGUGGUGAAAUUGCUCUCAGGGCAUCUUUAACCUUGUCGCCAUCUCCCUCUCUUCUCAUCACACUACAACAGCCUCUGCCUUCUGAGGCCACAGCUUCUUCAUUCCCACACAGUCAUAACUCCAGUGGCAAAGAGAGAAUUUGGGGGAAUGGUAUGAGAUGGACAUUUUGAACAUUCUGCGGACCCACCCAAACUGAAGAGGGUUACUUCCUGCGUUUGCUGCAAAUGAGGCCAGAGGGAAUGCUGACUACCAAAUGCCAAGAGAUCGUCAUCCGUUACGCUUCUUGGCCUGUUUCUUCCCAUAUAUUGUACACAGUGGAUACAGGGAGCAUGGAAAGGCAGAUAAGGGAUAUGUAUGCUAGUACAGACUUUUCAUCCUUUCCCUCAAAGCAAAAUGUGCGUGAAAGCAACCUUGAAUGGGCAGUGAGUUUAGAUCUGUAUUCUGCUUGCAUUCCAACAUUUCUGCCCUCCCUGGUUCCUAGCCCUUUAAAGCAGAUGACUAGUUUCCCCUUUAGGACAAUGGGGGCAGGGGAGGGGAGGGAUGGGUAAAUCCUGGAGGAGAGCUGUUACCAAAGGAAGUAGACAGAGAAGGAUGGAGAAGUAGAGAGACGGGAGGAAUAAAGGAAGACUCAUGCAUGAAACAAAUAUAGACGAGAAGGAGGGAUGAAUGAACGUCUCAGGGAAGGAUAUAAAGCAGGUGGUGUGGAAGCACUGUCUACCUCGCUGACAGAAGAGGGAAAGAGACAAGAGUCUGCCAUGGAGAAAGGGCCCAAACCAGGUGACUCGGCACGGAUGCACUGGACUGAGCAGGUCCAGCCAA